Messenger RNA from Aedes aegypti (yellow fever mosquito), 2128 nucleotides. It is a transcript of the gene Cdc37, whose product is annotated as hsp90 co-chaperone Cdc37. The record is from RefSeq and is a predicted model, not a curated record. Gene Ontology annotation, molecular function: heat shock protein binding; protein kinase binding; protein-folding chaperone binding. Gene Ontology annotation, cellular component: cytoplasm. Gene Ontology annotation, biological process: protein stabilization; protein folding. Bases 575 to 1702 code for a protein of 375 amino acids. NCBI's taxonomy places the organism in Eukaryota, Metazoa, Arthropoda, Insecta, Diptera, Culicidae. The transcript has 5 exons.
GAUAAGUAAAGUGAAAAGUGUAAAGUGUAAGUUUAAAGUAGUGCAAUAAAGUGAAGUGUUUUGAAUCAGUAUAACUUGCCUAGUGCUUUCUUCGCGUGCGGAAAGUGUCGUUUUCGUACACAUAUAUCUGUUGCAUGUUAACGCCCGGACCCAAUUGGGAGCUCGACAGCUUGCUUUACAGAUGCCCUGAAUACAUCCCUGCACUACUUAUGCUUGCAAAAACUCACCACCAAUGUUUUGACACACUUCUCACCACGGCGCUGCACGAAAAAAAAAACUUACACAAUUUGAGUAGAUCUUCCAUGGAAGCGGAUGUGUACACCCCUGAGUGGUUUUAUUUCAACGUGUGUGUGGUGAGGCGUUUUGUUAUUUUUCUCCCCCGGCCCCGGGAAACGAAACUUCAUCCGUCAACUGGCUGGUGGCUGCUGCGUGUGUUGUAACAUUCUAGAAAGAUUUUUACAAACAGGACAACAUCUGAGCAGUUCUCUCGGCAAAAUCUUGUUCGAAUCGCUUGAAAUCUUCGUGAAAUAGUGCGUUAUCGGUAGUGCAAGUCGUAGCGGAAAGUGUUCUAACCAUGGUCGAUUACAGCAAGUGGAAGGACAUCGAGAUUUCGGACGAUGAGGAUGACACUCAUCCGAAUAUUGAUACGCCUUCGUUGUUCCGCUGGCGGCACCAGGCUCGUAUCGAACGAAUGGAGGAACACAAACGGGAGAAGGAGAAGUUGGAUGAGAAGAAACGGAUUACUGAGAGGAAGUUGAAGGAAGUCCAGGAGAAGCUGAAGAAGAGCGAUGGAAAUUUGGACGAGCUGAAGAAGAGUAUGGAUGAGCUGGAAAAGGAACAGGCUAGGAUGCGACUGGAGGAAGAUGAGUGGAAGAAGAAGGAUAAGCUUCAACCGUGGAAUGUGGACACCAUUAGCAAGGAAGGUUUCCAGAAGACCGUCAUUAACAAGAGCGCCAUCAAUAGGAAGCAGGAAUUGACAGAAGAUCAAAAGGAAAUGAACUUGAAGGAGUUCAUCAAGGCAAACGAGAAGCAACUGAAACAGUACGGAAUGCUGAGAAAAUAUGAAGAUUCCAAAAAGUAUUUGCGCGACAAUCACAAGCUGGUUUGUGAGGAUACGGCGAACUAUUUGGUUAUCUGGUGCAUUGAGUUGGAGAUGCAGGAAAAGCACGAGCUGAUGGCACACGUCGCUCACCAGUGCAUCUGUAUGCAGUAUAUUUUGGACAUUGCCAAACAGUUAGACGUAGAUCCCCGUGCCUGCUUGGAAUCAUUUUUCCAGCGCAUACAAGUGGCAGAAGCGGAGUACAAAAAUCAGUUCCAGGCGGAAAUCGAAUCGUUCAAGGAGCGCAUCCGGAAGCGGGCUCAGGAGAAGCUACAGAAAGCAAUCGAGGAGCAGGAGGAGGAGGAGCGAAAGGCUCGCUUGGGCCCCGGAGGUCUAGAUCCAGUGGAAGUGUUCGAAUCGCUUCCCGAAGUGUUGCAGAAGUGCUUCGAGACGCGCGACAUCGGUAUGCUUCAGGAGGCGAUGAGCAAAUUGCCAGAGGAAGAAGCUCGCUACCAUUUGAAACGUUGCAUAGAUUCCGGUAUGUGGGUGCCGGAUGGUAACAAGGGCGUGUUAGAUGUCAAGUCGGAGGAUGAAACGGCCGAAGAAGGGGGUGAGAAAUCGGAAGAAGUCAAGAGUGAAGAGGAGAAGAAGGAUAAUGAAUAGUGGUCAUGAUGAUAGCGGGGGUCGGAUGAUGGAAAGGCAGAUAUGCUUGUGAAGUAGGAACUAGGAACACUAAUCUACCUUGUCAGAACAAGCUUUAAUGAAAAAUUGAACUUAUUCUACGAAUGGAGUGUGUUAAGGUAACUCUCCUUUAUCGAAGAACACCCGACUGGAGUGAGUUAAAACGUCUGGAGACUCAUACGAGUCGAACUACCUCAUUUCAGACCUGUCUCAUGUCUCUCUCUAAUCGUAGAAUAAGCAUAAGUCAUUUUCUUUUAUGCUGCAUUCACAUCCUUAAAUCUUCCGUAGAGUAUAUAUGCUUAAUCAAUUUUCCUUUGUCUAAAUAUCAAUGUAACAGUUUUAUACCUGUAUUCUAUUCGUAAAUGUUGAAUAAACCACAUUUUCUUGUAUAAUGCUUCGACACUAAAA